AUGACGUCCAGGUCGCAGCGGAAUGAGGAGAACGUUCAAGACAAGGAACCAGAGGUUCGGAAAGAACCAUCCAAAAAACGAGACAAGAGUAAGGUAAGAGAGCCCUCUUCUACCCCUUCUCUUGCUGGUCGAACUGUUGUUGAAGAGGAAGGAGGUUCGGACAACAACCCACUCAACGAGAGAAUCGUCGGAGUUGAGGUGGGGUUGUCGGCCUUGAACCGGAGGAUUGUGGUGGUUGAAAAUAAUUUUAGUUCCCUCGAGUCUGUAGCCAUUGAAGGGCUGGACGAGGGGAAGAACAACUUGGGUGAACUUGAAGACAUGCAACGAGAGGGUCUGUCAGCCCUUGAAAUCAAGUUCAACGAAACCAUCUUUGCUCUUCAAAGAGAGGUGGAGGCUUUGAAACGGCAGGUUGAUGAGACUGCCGAGGAGGGAGUUGCUCCUCCCGUUACAGUUCGAGAGACCCGGAUUGAGGCUCCUAAACCCAAAGAGUUUCGAGGGGAGAGGAGUGCUCAGGACGUAGAGAACUUCAUAUGGCAAAUGGAGUCAUAUUUCGAAUAUGUUGACAUGCACACGGAAGCGGCCAAAAUCCGGACAGCGGCUAUGUAUUUGACGGACACAGCGAUGCUGUGGUGGCGACGCAAAAAGGCUGAUAUGGAGAGAGGGGCUUGCCAGAUUGAUGAUUGGGAGCAGUUUAAAACUGAGCUCAAACGACAGUUCUAUCCCCAGAACGUCGUCCACGAAGCCCGCAGGCGAUUGAGGGAGCUAAAACAGACUUCCUCCAUCCGGGAUUAUGUUAAGGAAUUCAUGAAGUUGACACUUCAGAUUCCUAGUUUGACGAGUGAGGACUUGCUGUUCUAUUUCCUUGAUGGCCUGCAAAAUUGGGCCAAGAAGGAGCUGCAAAGGUGUCAAGUGCAUGACGUUGAUGAGGCGAUCGUAAUGGCGGAGUCGCUCAACGACUUCCGUGGUGAUGCUGCCAAGGGGAGGGAUAACAGGAGCACAACUAUUCCUCCUAAAGUCGACAACAACAACAGGGGCCGUAGCAGACCAAAUACCAACCGGAGCAAUGACACGAGAAGCAACCCUCGUGAUCAGCCUUCAAAUUUCCGGAAAAAUUAUGAAGACCGCAAGAGGGGUGCUCCUCAGCGGGAAGGCUGUUAUAUCUGUGGAGAGACGACACAUGCCGCUCGGUACUGUCUGUCGUUGAGGAAGCUUAGCGCCAUGGUGGCUGCUGAGAAGCAGCAAGAGAAGCCUGCAGCGCAAGCAAGCAGUUCUGUCGGUGAGAAACGUGGGAAGAGUAGCCGAGCUGACAAAGACAAGAACGUGGCCGUAGGGAUGUUCAACCAUAUGGCGCUGAUCAACCACAUCUCCAUUGCUGCCUUGGCUGCCAAACCAGCUGGAGUCAGGGCUCGGGAGUCAUUGUUCGUCGAUGCCAAACUGAACGGCAAAGACGUGCGGAUCAUGGUAGACACAGGGGCAACCCACAACUUUGUGACUGAGCAAAAGGCCAAGGAGUUGGGCCUAAAUUAUGUUGCCAGUAAUACCAAGUUGAAGACCAUCAACGCCACUCCUACUAGUGUCAAUGGUUUUGCGGCGGCAGUCCCAAUUGUGUUAGGAGAAUGGGCCGGGCAGACUGAUUUUACAAUUGCGCCAAUGGAUGUUUUUGAUAUCAUUUUAGGACUUGACUUUUGGUAUGAAGUUAAUGCCUUCAUCUCACCGCGUCACAACCAGCUACAUAUUAGCGAUGUUGGAGGGUCUUGCGUGGUACCCCUUAUUCGGGUACCACAAACUGGAAUGCAGUUGUCAGCAAUGCAGAUCAUCAAGGGGUUCAAGAGAGGCGAGCCAAAAUUUACUGCCACUCUGAUUGAAGAUGCUGGGAGCUGCGAUGAGGCAGUUCCAUUGCCGCCCUGCAUCGAACACGUCCUUAGCAGCAACAAGGACGUUAUGCCGGCCAAACUUCCCCAACGGCUGCCACCUCGGAGAGAAGUUGACCAUCAAAUUGAGCUAGUUCCAGGGGCAAAGCCGCCUGCCAUGACGCCUUAUCGCAUGGCGCCCCCGGAGCUGGAGGAGCUAAGGAAGCAGCUCAAGGAGUUGCUGGAUGCUGGGCACAUCAGGCCGUCCAAGGCGCCGUUUGGUGCGCCUGUACUGUUCCAGAAGAAGAAGGACGGGACACUGCGAUUGUGCAUCGACUACCGGGCACUCAACAAGGUCACAGUAAAGAACAAAUACCCCGUGCCUUUGAUUGCAGAUUUGUUCGACCGGUUGGGACAGGCGAAGGUGUUUACAAAAAUGGAUUUGAGAAGAGGCUAUCACCAAGUCAUGAUUGCCGAUGGUGAUGAGCCGAAGACUGCUUGUGUAACGCGUUAUGGGGCGUUCGAUUGGCUGGUAAUGCCAUUUGGGUUGACAAACGCACUGGCAACAUUCUGCACGUUGAUGAACAGACUAUUUCACUCCUACUUGGAUCAGUUUGUUGUGAUUUACCUGGAUGAUAUCGUUGUCUACAGCGACAACAUGGAAGACCAUGUAGAACACUUGUGCAAAGUGUUUGAGAUUCUGCGCAACAACGAGCUGUAUGUGAAGCGUGAGAAGUGCAGUUUCGCACAACCAAUUGUCCGUUUCCUUGGGCACACUAUCAGCCAUGGCAAGAUUCAAAUGGAUAGCGACAAGAUAGCUGUUAUCAACAAUUGGGAAGCACCAACGAAGGUACCAGAAUUGAGGUCCUUCCUUGGCCUGGCUAAUUACUACCGGCGCUUCAUCUUCAAUUAUUCCGCAAUUGCAGCGCCUCUCACAGACCUGCUGAAAAAGGACCGUGCCUGGAAUUGGUCGGCAGCUUGCCAAACUGCCUUUGAGAGGCUGAAGUUGGCUGUGACGCAAGAGCCUGUGUUGGCCUUGCCAGAUUUCUCCAAGCCAUUCUAA
Molecule: messenger RNA, 2913 nt
Organism: Solanum lycopersicum (tomato)
Lineage: Eukaryota; Viridiplantae; Streptophyta; Magnoliopsida; Solanales; Solanaceae
Source: RefSeq, a predicted model, not a curated record